Molecule: messenger RNA, 1765 nt
Organism: Rhizophagus irregularis DAOM 181602=DAOM 197198
Lineage: Eukaryota; Fungi; Glomeromycota; Glomeromycetes; Glomerales; Glomeraceae
Molecular function (GO): protein binding
Source: RefSeq, a predicted model, not a curated record
CUUUUAUAUAAAAAGUCGAGUAUAAAAGUUCUUAUAAUAAUUAUAUAUAUAUAUAUAUUUUUCUUUUUUUUUUACAAAAGUUGAAAAUGGAUCAAAAAUCAUCUCUAGAAAAUGAUCUCAAAAUUGAUACUAAAAUGUCAAAUCGUAAACGCCAAAAAACUACUACUACACGUCGUAAAGGAAAAGAACCGGUUAAAUCAACUCCAAUAGCGCUCUCAUCUGAUCUUCCAAUUGCCAUGAGAUUACCUCAAGAGACACUCUGUCAGAUAUUCAGCAACUUGGUUGAACAUCCGGUACAUUUUACGCGAGUAGCUCAAGUUUGUAAAUCAUGGAAGGCAGCAGCUGAUACUCAUCUUUAUUGGCGUCAUCUUACCUAUAAAAUGGAUUUACCUCCACCAAAGCCCAGAGCUUGGAAGUAUAAAACUUAUAAAUCAGUCGUUGAAAGAGAAUGGAGAAAUCAAAAUUUUUGUAGUUUAUGUUUUAGGAAAUCUAAUGCGAUAGAAAGAUUAAAUAUUCAAACAGUGAUAACCAAUAGUUACGAAAUUGCAAAAUUUUGUAUUAGCGAAAAAAUUGAUUGGUAUCCAAUUUUUAAUGCGGAGAAUGUUAAUCACGAAUUUUGUGUUUUUGAGAAACACUUCGUUGAGAAUCCUAAUGUUCUCAGAAAUCCAAUUAAAUUGGUUGAAAAAGAUAUUUCUGACGAAAAUAUCGACAUGGAAUCCACUGAUAACAAGAACGAACUUUGCGAAAAAAGUAAUCUAUUUGGAGCAUCCGACCUUUCUUCUUUAUCAAUUAGCGUAGCUUCAUCUUCACAAGAUUUAACAACUUUCUCUCAAUCAAAUACAACUUCUGAUUUGUCAACUUCUGUUGAACAUGUAAAUAUGUCUACCACCAAAAGUCUUGAUAAACCUAAUUCGUCUACUUCAAAGUUAAUUCUGAGACAUAACCUCUGUAGAAAUUGUAAUACUCGAUUGAAUAGUAAAAAAAUGGAACGUGAAGAAAAUGAUCGUCGUAAUCUUCUUACCUCCAAGCUCAAAGAACAUGGUCUUUCUCUUCGUUCAGAUUCACGUCUUUGUAAUAGUUUUAUUGAACAUGGGAUUGGUGAUCCUGAUAGAAUUGUUCAAAUUAUGACGGAAAUGAAUUGGUUUUUCAAAUACACUGAUUAUGAUAAUUUGAGAUACGUUUAUAAUAAUGAUUAUUUGAAUGAUAUUGAUUGGGAAGAUGGUAUGUUCAUUGACCGAUUUGAUAUGCCGUGGCGUCGUUAUUUUGGUAGACCAAGAACGAUAUCAACUAGGAGAGUUGAUUCUGAAUCUGGAAAAAGAUUGGCUUUGGAGAGAUGGGUUCAACAAAGAUUUUCUAAAGGAAUUUUUACUUCUCCUAGCGAGGAUCCUACUUCAGAUCAAAGACCUCCGCCAACUCUUUGGGAACAAAUUAACCGAAUUAUUGAUAAAAAAUCAAAUAAUGAGGAAAUAUUUUCUGAAGGAUCAUCAUCUCAACAAGAUCGGAAGAUAACGGGGCAAGACUUUGAAGAUUUUGAAGACUUUAAUUUUGAGGAUUUUGAUGAUGAAUUUGAGGAAAUUGAAGAAGAAGAAAGCAGUUGUUGGUUUGAUAUGAUUUAAUUAAGCUUUAUUUUACUCGCCUUGCGACUAGAUUUAAUAAUCUUACGUAUAUUAUUGCGGCAUCCAACAAACUAUUAAUAACAUGCAUUCCGUUAUGAAUUAUUACAAUGCAGCAGUAUAAUUGUUUAUAGGAUAAAAAUAUAUGGAUA